This is a messenger RNA of Cydia fagiglandana, 2886 nucleotides long. RefSeq lists its product as uncharacterized. Lineage: Eukaryota; Metazoa; Arthropoda; Insecta; Lepidoptera; Tortricidae. The record is from RefSeq and is a predicted model, not a curated record. The transcript is spliced from 18 exons. Bases 1 to 2886 code for a protein of 961 amino acids.
AUGUAUACCGUUAGCGGCGGUAGGGCUGGCGGAGCGGCGCGGGGAAGGCGCGGUGCGAGGAGGAGGGGCGGCGGCGCGGCGGGUCGCGGGCCGCUUCUUCUCCUCCACGUUCAGCUUCACGCCGUCCGGGCUGUCCGCCGGGAAGGCUGGCGGGGCGGCGCGGGGAAGGCGCGGUGCGAGGAGGAGGGGCGGCGGCGCGGCGGGUCGCGGGCCGCUUCUUCUCCUCCACGUUCAGCUUCACGCCGUCCGGGCUGUCCGCCGGGAAGUAUAGUAUGUAUACCGUUAGCGGCGGUAGAGCUGGCGGGGCGGCGCGGGGAAGGCGCGGUGCGAGGAGGAGGGGCGGCGGCGCGGCGGGUCGCGGGCCGCUUCUUCUCCUCCACGUUCAGCUUCACGCCGUCCGGGCUGUCCGCCGGAAAGUAUACGGCGGUAGGGCUGGCGGGGCGGCGCGGGGAAGGCGCGGUGCGAGGAGGAGGGGCGGCGGCGCGGCGGGUCGCGGGCCGCUUCUUCUCCUCCACGUUCAGCUUCACGCCGUCCGGGCUGUCCGCCGGGAAGUAUACGGCGGUAGGGCUGGCGGGGCGGCGCGGGGAAGGCGCGGUGCGAGGAGGAGGGGCGGCGGCGCGGCGGGUCGCGGGCCGCUUCUUCUCCUCCACGUUCAGCUUCACGCCGUCCGGGCUGUCCGCCGGGAAGUAUACGGCGGUAGGGCUGGCGGGGCGGCGCGGGGAAGGCGCGGUGCGAGGAGGAGGGGCGGCGGCGCGGCGGGUCGCGGGCCGCUUCUUCUCCUCCACGUUCAGCUUCACGCCGUCCGGGCUGUCCGCCGGGAAGUAUACGGCGGUAGGGCUGGCGGGGCGGCGCGGGGAAGGCGCGGUGCGAGGAGGAGGGGCGGCGGCGCGGCGGGUCGCGGGCCGCUUCUUCUCCUCCACGUUCAGCUUCACGCCGUCCGGGCUGUCCGCCGGGAAGUAUACGGCGGUAGGGCUGGCGGGGCGGCGCGGGGAAGGCGCGGUGCGAGGAGGAGGGGCGGCGGCGCGGCGGGUCGCGGGCCGCUUCUUCUCCUCCACGUUCAGCUUCACGCCGUCCGGGCUGUCCGCCGGGAAGUAUACGGCGGUAGGGCUGGCGGGGCGGCGCGGGGAAGGCGCGGUGCGAGGAGGAGGGGCGGCGGCGCGGCGGGUCGCGGGCCGCUUCUUCUCCUCCACGUUCAGCUUCACGCCGUCCGGGCUGUCCGCCGGGAAGUAUACGGCGGUAGGGCUGGCGGGGCGGCGCGGGGAAGGCGCGGUGCGAGGAGGAGGGGCGGCGGCGCGGCGGGUCGCGGGCCGCUUCUUCUCCUCCACGUUCAGCUUCACGCCGUCCGGGCUGUCCGCCGGGAAGUAUACGGCGGUAGGGCUGGCGGGGCGGCGCGGGGAAGGCGCGGUGCGAGGAGGAGGGGCGGCGGCGCGGCGGGUCGCGGGCCGCUUCUUCUCCUCCACGUUCAGCUUCACGCCGUCCGGGCUGUCCGCCGGGAAGUAUACGGCGGUAGGGCUGGCGGGGCGGCGCGGGGAAGGCGCGGUGCGAGGAGGAGGGGCGGCGGCGCGGCGGGUCGCGGGCCGCUUCUUCUCCUCCACGUUCAGCUUCACGCCGUCCGGGCUGUCCGCCGGGAAGUAUACGGCGGUAGGGCUGGCGGGGCGGCGCGGGGAAGGCGCGGUGCGAGGAGGAGGGGCGGCGGCGCGGCGGGUCGCGGGCCGCUUCUUCUCCUCCACGUUCAGCUUCACGCCGUCCGGGCUGUCCGCCGGGAAGUAUACGGCGGUAGGGCUGGCGGGGCGGCGCGGGGAAGGCGCGGUGCGAGGAGGAGGGGCGGCGGCGCGGCGGGUCGCGGGCCGCUUCUUCUCCUCCACGUUCAGCUUCACGCCGUCCGGGCUGUCCGCCGGGAAGUAUACGGCGGUAGGGCUGGCGGGGCGGCGCGGGGAAGGCGCGGUGCGAGGAGGAGGGGCGGCGGCGCGGCGGGUCGCGGGCCGCUUCUUCUCCUCCACGUUCAGCUUCACGCCGUCCGGGCUGUCCGCCGGGAAGUAUACGGCGGUAGGGCUGGCGGGGCGGCGCGGGGAAGGCGCGGUGCGAGGAGGAGGGGCGGCGGCGCGGCGGGUCGCGGGCCGCUUCUUCUCCUCCACGUUCAGCUUCACGCCGUCCGGGCUGUCCGCCGGGAAGUAUACGGCGGUAGGGCUGGCGGGGCGGCGCGGGGAAGGCGCGGUGCGAGGAGGAGGGGCGGCGGCGCGGCGGGUCGCGGGCCGCUUCUUCUCCUCCACGUUCAGCUUCACGCCGUCCGGGCUGUCCGCCGGGAAGUAUACGGCGGUAGGGCUGGCGGGGCGGCGCGGGGAAGGCGCGGUGCGAGGAGGAGGGGCGGCGGCGCGGCGGGUCGCGGGCCGCUUCUUCUCCUCCACGUUCAGCUUCACGCCGUCCGGGCUGUCCGCCGGGAAGUAUAGUAUGUAUACCGGCUGGCGGGGCGGCGCGGGGAAGGCGCGGUGCGAGGAGGAGGGGCGGCGGCGCGGCGGGUCGCGGGCCGCUUCUUCUCCUCCACGUUCAGCUUCACGCCGUCCGGGCUGUCCGCCGGGAAGUAUAGUAUGUAUACCGUUAGCGGCGGUAGGGCUGGCGGGGCGGCGCGGGGAAGGCGCGGUGCGAGGAGGAGGGGCGGCGGCGCGGCGGGUCGCGGGCCGCUUCUUCUCCUCCACGUUCAGCUUCACGCCGUCCGGGCUGUCCGCCGGGAAGUAUAGUAUGUAUACCGUUAGCGGCGGUAGGGCUGGCGGGGCGGCGCGGGGAAGGCGCGGUGCGAGGAGGAGGGGCGGCGGCGCGGCGGGUCGCGGGCCGCUUCUUCUCCUCCACGUUCAGCUUCACGCCGUCCGGGCUGUCCGCCGGGAAGUAUAG